CUGGCCGCUCUCCCCGGGCGGCACAACGCCAUGUUCCACAACGCGGACACCCUCAAACGCUUUGUGUCGGAGCGAGCGAAGCGGCACCAGGACUCGCUGGAUCCCAGCUGUCCCAACAGCUACAUCGACUGCUUCCUGCUCCAGAUGGACCAGGAAAAGCAGAACCCCGACACCGAGUUCACCACCGAGAACUUGGUCAUGACGACGCUGGAGUUGUUCUUCGCUGGGACGGAGACGGUCAGCACCACCCUGAGAUACGGGAUCCUGCUUCUCAUGAAGUACCCCGAGAUAAAAGAGAAAGUUCACGAGGAGAUUGACCGGGUGAUCGGGCGGUCCCGCUUGCCGGCCAUCGAGGACCGGAGCCGCAUGCCCUACACCGACGCCGUGAUCCACGAGGUGCACAGAUUCGCGGAUGUCCUCCCCAUGAGUCUCCCGCACGUGACGACCCAGGACGUCCAGUUCAGAGGAUACGCGAUCCCCAAGGGCACCACCGUCAUCCCCUUGCUGACCUCAGUCCUCCAGGAUACAAGCCAGUUCAGGAACCCGGACGACUUUGACCCUGGGCAUUUCCUCGAUGGGAACGGGCACUUCCAGAAGAACAGCGCCUUCAUGCCGUUCUCUGCAGGCAAGCGGGUGUGCCUGGGCGAGAGCCUGGCUCGCAUGGAGGUCUUCCUCUUCCUCACCACCAUCCUGCAGCGCUUCACCCUGCAGCCGCUCGGCGACCCGGGCGCCCUCGACGCCAGCCCCGUGGAGAGCGGGGUGGGGAACAUCCCCCACCCCUACGAACUCCGGCUGCUCCCGCGCUAGAGUGCACCCACCUCAAACUCCCCCCCCCAAACCCCCUCCCGUAAAGCUGAGGACCAUGGGUAGCGCGGGCACCCCUAGCUCAGGGAGGCUAGCCCCCUGCCCCCCCAUUCCACCUCAGGCCCCGCCCCUUCCACCCGAAGCCCCACCCCUUCCACCUGAGGCCCCACCCCCUCUUCCUAAGGCCCCACCUCCCACCGCCACUUCUGCCUCCCCACUCUCGCUGGCCGGCCUGCCAGUGCAGCCCCAAACCCCAGCCAGCCCGUCAGUGCCAGAGCAGUCCAGAGGAAUCUCAAGUCCUGGGCAGCCGGCCGGGGGCGAGCCCUGAGCCCGGGCCACCCAGAGGGGCUCUGAGCCCUGAGCCCUGCCGAGGAGCCCCGGGAAGAAACACAGGGUAGCAAACUGCUGACUUGUGAAGAAAAGGACGAGGACGCUGAAUUGGAUUUUUGCAGCGUAAGCGAGACGAAGGGGCGGCGUGGUGAGAUUUCUCUUGGCCCGUGUCGCUAAGCGGCGAUUUCGCCGCCCACACAAACCGAUGAAAAAACACGCGCAUCCGAAUUCCCAGCCAGGCAAAGUCAGCAAAAGGCUGCGUGAGAACUUUUUGCAGGGCUCUCGUUAUAAAGCCAUAGAGCUUUGAAUUGCAUCAGCUACUGGCAUUAAGUAAUCAUUGUCUGCCCCCCCCCACUGUGUGACCCCCCCCCCCCACUUAUUUCCCACAACUGUGAACAUUUAAAUUGAUACAACUCGGGGGAACGCGUCAAACAAAGCAUUUUGAGCAGCUGUGAACAUUUACAUUUAAAAAAAUGCUUAAAAAUAAACACCGAUAUAAUCCAU
This is a messenger RNA of Chrysemys picta bellii (western painted turtle), 1638 nucleotides long. NCBI's taxonomy places the organism in Eukaryota, Metazoa, Chordata, Testudines, Emydidae. The record is from RefSeq and is a predicted model, not a curated record.